AUGGACCGGCGGCUUGGGUUUGUCGGACAAGGUCGAGGCCAGGUGGUCGGGCAGGUCGGGCAACAGGCCGCAGGGCGGGUCGGAGCUGGGCGCCGACGCUGGGUCCGAGCGGGCGUCGGGCGGUAUGUCCACCACUUCCACCGUGGCCGAAACGGUCUUGGCGGCUGUUUUCGGGCGCUGCGACAGAUGGGGCAGCUCCGACAGCAGCGCGUUGGGUUUUUCCGGGAGCGGUGUCUUGGCCUCGAACGGCGUGUGGAGCGCCUCGUGGAACGCCGUGUACGAGUUGUUAUCUCGCAACUCAAAGUCGAGCGCCGUCUGGGCGUCCUCGCGCUGGUCGUGGCGCCGGCGGCGCAAAAAGAGAACGGUGCCGCCGACGAGAACAACGAAGCAGGGGAUUCCCACGGCCAAGCCGACGGCCAAGCCCUGGUCGUAGCCCAUGAUUAUGAGAAUAGGAGAGGUAGCGAACAAAAACGACUGAAAGACGACCGAUGA
Messenger RNA from Clavispora lusitaniae ATCC 42720, 492 nucleotides. The record is from RefSeq and is a predicted model, not a curated record. NCBI's taxonomy places the organism in Eukaryota, Fungi, Ascomycota, Pichiomycetes, Serinales, Metschnikowiaceae.